AUGAGUUUUCAUGGAAUCGAGUAUUCCCCCGAAAUGGUGGCCAAUGCAACCACCGUAGCUGAUGAUGGAAUGCCCUCUAUAUUCAAUUUUCCAGGAGGCAAUCCCAUGUUAUUUUAUAUUGCACCAGAUGAACCUCUUCGUAAUGAAUAUGUUCAUAAAAUCACGAAUUAUGGUGGUGUUAUAGCUGAUACAGAGCCACGUCCUUCGAAUCAGAUCAUUUUGCUUUCAUCUUAUCAUUUGGGACAUCGUCUGGCCUACAAAUUUCUGUUUGUUGAUGACUCGAUCGAGCAGGGAGCCGUGCAAAAUUUGGAUAAUUACCGGUUUGGUUACGAAGGAGAAGCUGACGACGCGACCAACCACGCAUACGAGGCAAUCAAAGCGGUGGGUUCAAGCCCUGGAAGAACGGUGAGAAACGGAAGAAUUACUCAUCGGUUCAAUAAAGUGAAGGAUGACUAUAUUUUGAAGCAGGUGCGAAUGCACCCCAAGUACCGGAACUCGCACAAGUUCUUUGACGAUCUUGCCAACCACCCUCAACUCGAGGGGCACACCGGUAACUCCAUUCGUAGUCGGUUCAGAACUCACUUGGAACCUAAACUCGAUUGGGUUUACAAGACCGCCUCGGACGGAAGCUUGAUCAAAGAUGAACAUGGACAAUUGAUAAGAGACACCCUUGACAAUCUCCCAAAGACACUCAAAAAUCGUUUCACCGCCGAGGAAGAUUAUGAAUUGUGCCAAGCCAUCGUCGACUUCAACCGAGCUCGGUUUUUCGGGGCCGCAGAUGAGCAUGGAAUUGUCAGAGAUGAAACUGGUAAGCCAAAGGAAUUCGACUUGUAUGGCCAACUUACAGUUCCUAUCUCCUUCUUCUCAACGUUGGCAAAGACGAAUCCAAUGCACACACCUAAUUCUUGGAGAGAUCGUUACAGAAAAUUUGUGUCUCGUUACGGUGCUAAAAAGUACAUUGAUUACUACGAUAAGGUCACGGCAUCAGGAGGCGUUCCCGAGCCAAUUAAGGGUGACUCUCCUUCUACCGCCAAGGCCAUCAAGCAAUUGAUUGGACUGAACUACCGUAAAGACACUCAAUCUGCUCUCGAUGAGGAGAUCAGCCAAUUAAAGAGCUCCAACAUCGAUCUGGCCAUCAUCGCCCAGUCUCAGAUUGCACCUGAGCCCCUCGUCAAAUUCAUUGACCGUGGAGCAACUCUCGAGUCCUUGAUUAGCAAUGCUUUCUUCCAAGUGCCUCAAGAAGAAGUCGAGCCUCGGAUAACCGAGAUUCUUGAAAGUUGUUCGCAAGAUGAUAUAAGCGUAUUGAUUGAAAAGCUAAAGGCUACUGGCUUUGAGCCCAACUUCACGGCGCACAUUGUUAUGGCCACAAAUGGAGAUGUUGCUAAAAUGCAAGAAUAUGUCCACGAGUUCUUACAAAGAAUGAAUACCCAAGCAAUCGCUGACCCUUACGAGCUUGCCCAAAUCAGCAGGAACGGGAUCUGGACUCCUGAGACUGACGCUAUGUUGUGCUCAGGAAAUCCUGCUGAUAUAAAGAGACUUCAGCAGACCCAUGACCACGAUGAAAUUAAACGUCGUGGUAACUUCCUCAAGCUGAUCGGAGUAAGUGUACCAUAA
Messenger RNA from Meyerozyma guilliermondii ATCC 6260, 1614 nucleotides. It is a transcript of the gene RAP1, whose product is annotated as DNA-binding transcription factor. Gene Ontology annotation, molecular function: telomeric repeat DNA binding. Gene Ontology annotation, cellular component: shelterin complex. The record is from RefSeq and is a predicted model, not a curated record. Lineage: Eukaryota; Fungi; Ascomycota; Pichiomycetes; Serinales; Debaryomycetaceae. The transcript has a single exon. Bases 1 to 1614 code for a protein of 537 amino acids. Gene Ontology annotation, biological process: regulation of DNA-templated transcription; telomere maintenance via telomere lengthening.